Molecule: messenger RNA, 432 nt
Organism: Colletotrichum aenigma
Lineage: Eukaryota; Fungi; Ascomycota; Sordariomycetes; Glomerellales; Glomerellaceae
Exons: 1
Coding region: 1-432 (143 amino acids)
Source: RefSeq, a predicted model, not a curated record
AUGCAGUUCCUCACCAUCCUCGCGUCUGCCGCCGUCGCCUCCGCUGCCGCUAUCCAGCAGCGCGACGUUACCUUCAAGGUCUCUGAGUUCAGCGCCGGUUGCAUCCCCCACAGCUCCCAGUGCUCCUACUCUUUCACCGUCAUCCAGCCCGGCACCAUGGAGACCACUGGUGUCAAGUGCUCCGGCCUCUUCCAGGCCCAGGGCACCAGCACCCUCCCCGACGUCAAGGAGGCCCCUUGCACCGACUCUUCCCGCACCUUCGACGUCGUCCGCUCCGCUGAGGGCCUGACCCUCACCGUCUCUCAGCCCGUCACCCCCAGCUCCAACCAGACUGGCUCCCACCUCAUCCCCAACGACCAGCUCGUUGUCGCUACCCAGCCCAACGCCCAGGUCCAGUCCUACAACGGCCCCACUGCCUUCGACCUCGAGUAA